AUGCUUUAUACAAAUGAGAAGUUAGUGCUUCUGGCUGGUUUCACCGUUAGAUUGUUGUUAUCUAUUGGGUUUUCUGGUCUACAGUCUUCAUUGGAUAAUUCUGUAGAGUUUUCAACACCUUUCACUUCCUUUAAAUCUCUACAAGAAGGUAUAUUUCUUUUGAAUAAUGGGUUCCCAUUGUACAGUGGUGGUGUAGUCCAUCAAUCUCCGUUGUUGGUUUAUUUUAUUGCAUUUUUCAAUUCAAAUUUAGCCAUAUCUGUCUUGUAUGCAUUAAUCGAUAGUAUUAUUGCUUAUCAACUUUUGGCUAUAUCAAAAUGUUUUAGAAACUUUCAAUCUAAAUCUACGUGGUAUAUUGCAUUAUUAUAUCUGUUUAAUCCAUUAGUUUUGCUUUCGAAUAUAAGUCGAUCGUCAAUUUUGUUUUCAAACGUUGCAAUUUCAACAGCUUUAUUGUAUUCAUUAAAGGGGAAUUAUUUAAUAACAGGUGUUUCAAUUGCUAUCUCUGGAUAUCUAUCGUUAUAUCCAUUGUUAUUAGUGAUUCCCUUGUUGGGAAUUUUACGUUCAAAUACUUCAAGAAUUAAUUUGCUAUCUACAGUUGUUGUUACUUUAGCAAUUUUAUUAGCCGUAAGUUUUAAUACUUCUGGUAACAAUUGGGAUUUCAUUAAAUUAAAUUACAUUGCAUUAUUGAACUUCGAAAAAUUGUCUCCAAAUUUGGGUCUAUGGUGGUAUUUCUUUAUAGAAAUGUUCGAUGUGUUCAUCCCAUUUUAUCAUUCUGUAUUCAAUUUAUUCGUGGUAUCUUUUGUUACCCCAUUCACCAUUAGAUUUUAUAAACAACCUUUAUAUGCAUUCAUUUUAUCUAUUGGUUGGAUAACUUUAACAAAACCAUACCCAACUUUAGGUGAUUGUGGGUUUUUCCUAGGUUUUAUUCCCUUUUUCAGUCCUAUAUUUGGUUAUAUGAAAUAUUCUGCGUUUACAACUUUAUUAUUUCUUCAUGCAAUGGUGCUGUCACCCAUUUUUUAUCAUCUAUGGGUAGAUUUAGGUUCUGCUAAUAGUAAUUUCUUUUAUGCAAUUUCAUUGGUAUAUGCUUUAGCAAUUGCAUCAUUGAUUGUUGAUUUAAUUUGGGCAAUGUUACGUAUGGAGUAUGACAAGGGUAAACCGGAUUUCAAAUCAAAACUGACUCAGCUUUGA
Vanderwaltozyma polyspora DSM 70294 is the source of this 1185-nucleotide messenger RNA. RefSeq names its product GPI-anchor transamidase subunit GAB1 (gene GAB1). The record is from RefSeq and is a predicted model, not a curated record. Gene Ontology annotation, biological process: attachment of GPI anchor to protein; protein localization to cell surface. The transcript has a single exon. Gene Ontology annotation, cellular component: membrane; GPI-anchor transamidase complex. NCBI's taxonomy places the organism in Eukaryota, Fungi, Ascomycota, Saccharomycetes, Saccharomycetales, Saccharomycetaceae. The coding region runs from base 1 to 1185 and encodes 394 amino acids.